GCCACUGAUUCAUUUUGCUGCAAUUCUUUCUGCUUUUUCUUUUUCAAAAUUGGGGCAUACCGAUGCUAUCAGUUUUGUCAAGCACAUGGCUUAGUUCAGCUGAAAGCUGUAUGUACCUUGCACAGAAGUCUGUACCUGUUUCAGCGCCAAGCAGAUGUCCGAGAAAUGGAGAGACUCCAGCUAUCUACAGGCUUAUUGGAAGUGCAAUAAAACUGCCUAUUGCUGAAUCAGUGUUUCUCACAACCUGAACACUAAUGGACAAUGAUUCAACACUUCAGCCAUUGAAACCAGGAAAGGGCAGCCUAUGGUCAAGUCAACUUGUCAAUAGUUGAAGAAGAGUGCGCCCGACGAGUAAACUCAUCCGUCGUAUGUGCAGUGUCUGGAGAUGACAACAAAGAGAAAACUUAUUGGCCGCCUGGUGCCCUGCCGAUGUUUCCGGGGUGAAGAAGAGGUCAUCUCAGUAUUGGAUUAUUCCCACUGCAGCCUUCAACAUGUACCAAAGGAGAUUUUCAAUUUUGAACGAUCUUUGGAAGAGCUCUACUUAGAUGCUAAUCAAAUAGAGGAGCUUCCCAAGCAAUUGUUCAACUGCCAAGCUCUCCGUAAACUAAGUGUUCCAGACAAUGAUCUUUCUAAUCUGCCCACCACCAUUGCCAGCCUGGUGAAUCUAAGGGAACUAGACAUCAGCAAAAAUGGUAUUCAAGAUUUCCCAGAAAAUAUUAAGUGCUGUAAAUACUUAUCCGUUAUUGAAGCCAGUGUUAAUCCCAUUUCCAAACUUCCAGAUGGAUUCACCCAGCUGUUGAACUUAAUGCAACUCUACCUAAAUGAUGCAUUUCUGGAAUUUCUUCCAGCUAAUUUUGGAAGGCUCACCAAGCUUCGCAUUCUAGAGCUGAGAGAAAAUCAUUUGAAAACUCUACCAAAGUCAAUGCACAGGCUGACACAGAUAGAUCGAUUGGAUCUGGGCAGUAAUGAAUUCACAGAGCUGCCUGAAGUCCUGGAACAAUUGCAGAGCCUGAAAGAGCUGUGGAUGGAUAAUAACUCAAUACAGACAUUGCCUGGGCCUCUAGCAAAGUUGAAACAUCUGACAUACUUGGAUAUGUCAAAGAAUAGAAUAGAAAUGAUUGAGUCAGAUAUUUCUGGAUGCGAAGGCCUGGAGGACCUCCUGCUUUCAUCCAAUCUGCUGCAACAGCUGCCUGACACCAUAGGAAUAUUGAAAAAACUUACAACAUUGAAGGUGGAUGACAACCAGCUUAAUGUUUUACCCAAUGCAAUUGGAGGUCUUUCUGUUUUGGAGGAGUUUGACUGUAGUUGUAAUGAACUUGAAUCCCUCCCUCACACCAUUGGAUACCUACAUAACCUCCGAACCUUUGCGGCUGAUGAAAACUUCUUGGUAGAGCUGCCUAGAGAGAUCGGAAGUUGUAAAAAUGUAACUGUCAUGUCUUUACGAUCAAACAAACUGGAACGGUUGCCUGAAGAAAUUGGACAGAUGCAGAAACUGAAAGUAUUAAAUUUAAGUGAUAACAGGUUGAAGAAUUUGCCAUUCAGUUUUACUAAGCUUAAAGAGCUGGCAGCACUAUGGCUAUCUGAUAAUCAGUCCAAGGCUCUAAUCCCUCUGCAAACUGAGUCUCAUCCAGAAACAAAACAGAGAGUGUUGACAAACUAUAUGUUUCCACAGCAGCCACGCAACGAUGAAGUAGAAUUCCCUUCGGACAGUGAUAGCUUCAAUCCAACAUUGUGGGAAGAACAAAGACAACAACGGAUGCAGGUCGCCUUUGAGUUUGAAGAGAAAAAGGAAGAAGAAGAUGAUUCUGGGAAGGUUAAGGUUGAAAUAAACCUUAAGCGUUAUCCCACCCCUUACCCAGAAGAUCUGAAAAAUAUGGUCAAGUCUGUUCAGCAUUUGGUGGGAAAACAUAGUCAAGAAGGAUCUGAAGAAAACUCAACCGGCGCCACAAAUAUAGAACAUUCUGCAAAAGAUAAAUAUGAGCAUAAAUGGCCUAUAUCUGCAAAGGAUGUUACACUUGAGAGAUCGUUAGGAGACUCGCCAAAUGAUCUGAGAAUGGGAGAACUGCGGCCAACUCUUAGUGAAACGCCACUAUUCAAACCCAAAGUCGUCUUGUUGAGUAAAGAGAAGAAAGAAUCAACAGAUGAAUCAGAAGGUGACAGAAUCAACAACAGUGGCUCUUCGGCUAGCUACUCAGACUACUCGCCUUCUCAGGGGUCAUCUGCUUCUUCUGGAGUACCUAUUAAAGUCAGCACUUUACAGACUGCAGUCAAAGAUGGUGUGGCAGCUUCAUCCUGGGGAAACAGCAGGUUAACACAGACAUUUCAACAAAACAUUGAAGCAAAACCUUUACUCAGCCAGAGGGAGGCAGCAUCGACAGCAAGUCUACAACAACGUAAUGAGAGGCGCCCCAUGAAUGAAACAUUUUCUGAUAAGUGGAAUGAUAAUUCACAUUAUGAUAAUACAGGUUUUGUCGCAGAAGAAAGCACGUCAAUCUUAGAAAAUCCAAGUGCCAACCCCUUAAUAAGCACAAAAUCAAGGAGCACAUCUGCCCAUGGACGUAGGCCAUUAAUGAGACAGGACAGAAUUAUAGGAGUGCCACUGGAAUUAGAACAGUCAAUGCAUACAUUACACAGCGUCAGAAAUACGCCAGAAACUGAAGUGCCUCCAAGUAAUCCUUGGCAAAACUGGACUAGGACACCUAGUCCAUUUGAGGAUAGGACAGCAUUUCCAUCAAAGUUGGAAAGUACCCCUUUCAGCAGCCCUAUUCCUGAUAGGAAAGAUUCAGAACAACAGUCAGUGCAUGGAAUUACCGAACUGCCCAGUCCCUUUAUAUCAGGUGCUCCAUGGAGUUUUCUCAACUCGAGAGAAUCCAAUUUAAAUCGAAGUCAUGCAGAUAAAUUCUCACACAUCUGCAGACCUGAGUCUGCAAAGAGUGCUAUUAUUGCCAGUAAAAGUACAGAAAGACUCGCACCAAUGAUGAGAUCGGUUAAAGCUGGCCAGUUUAAGAAAUCCCAAAGUAUCGAUGAAAUUGACAUUGGGGCCUUCAAAAUUUAUAACAUACCACUGGACAGUUAUGGCUCCAGCUCAGAAAAUCCUGGCAGCAUUGAUAUACCAGAACAAAUGCCAACACAAGAACAAGGUAUGUCACGCAGUCUUUCUGCUCCAAUGUUGGAUGAAGAUUUAUCAGAAACAUAUGGAAGUGGAAAGAUUUCUCAAAGGGUUCCAAUUACAAAAAAAGUGUACCAUUUCGACCAAAGUUUCAAUCCCCAAGGUACAAUAAAUGUUAAACCUGAGAGACGAGUAACCACUUCUUUUACACAUAAUGUUGACUAUGGUGUCCAUCAAAACAAAAAUGUUUCAAAAGAUCUCAUUAGUCCACGUUCAUUCAGAGGUUACCAACCUGUGGAACAAAUGUAUUCAUUCUCCCAACCUUCAGUGAAUGAUGAACCAGCUAAUCCUCGGUUUUCAAGUCAAGGGGACAGGGCUGGAUAUUUGAGAAGAGGAGAUUCCUUAGCAACCUCCACAGAAAUGAUGUUGCAUCGAAGGGUAAAUGAAGCUUCAGAGCUAUCACAAAAUGAAAGAUAUGUCAGGACACACUUCAGAGGAGUUUUAGAACACCAGAACAGUGCAUCAUUGGUUGAAUCACAGUAUCUCAAAAGGAAUGGAAGAUAUGAAGAAGAUUAUUCAACAUUCCAAGAUAUAAAAAGUCAGGGUAGGAAUUUCCAAGAUAAACCUCUAACUCAGAGGAGACCUUUGUCUGCGAGAAGCUACAGUACAGAAAGCUAUGGGUUUUCUCAAACCAGACCAGUUUCAGCAAGGCCUACCAUGGCAGCUCUAUUAGAAAAGUUGCCUUCAGAUUAUAACAUCAGUAACUACAAUGAAAAGCCUUCAGAGAGCAAUGAUAUAAGGAUCAGGUCUUCACAGUUGAAAGGAGAUGAGAACUCUGCUAAAAUACCUCUAGACUGGAGACAACAACUGCUCAGGCAUAUAGAAGCUAAAAGGUUAGAUAGGACUCCAUCACAACAGAGCAAUGUGCAUGACAGUGAACUGGAGGAUAUAUCUCCCACCAGUCAAUGGAGCACAUAUGCACUGGGAAGGAGGGAUGUACCACCAGAGAGCAUUGUUAAAAAGCUUCCUGAAUCUUUGCCUAAUGGGCUGAAUUACCCACAGGCAGGUAGCCACCCUCACCAAGGGCAAAGUGCAUUGGGGUCUUCACCACAAAGCCUGCAGCAUCGACCCAGGGAACAGCAAUAUGAAGGAGCUGUAUCAAAGGUGACACUUCAGCAGUAUCAGAAGCCUUUGCAGAUUGCCAUUUCGUCUUCGCAGAAUAUUGCUAGUCCUCGAGCAACUCAACCCAGCAGAUGUCUGACAAGUAUUAAACCACAAAAGAGCACAGAAAGCUACCAGGAACAGUUUUGUGUGAGAAUAGAGAAGAAUCCUGGCCUUGGCUUCAGUAUAAGUGGCGGAAUAAGUGGACAAGGGAAUCCAUUCAAGCCUUCAGAUAUGGUUGAUGCCAGCUAUCAAAGGAUGAGCAGAAGUCAGCUACAGAUGGUAAAGGGAAAUGGUGGAAUCUUCGUUACUAGAGUACAACCUGAUGGACCAGCAUCCAAUCUGUUACAGCCUGGAGACAAGAUCCUUAAGGCUAAUGGACACAACUUUACACACAUGGAACAUGAGAAGGCAGUGUCACUUCUUAAAAGUUUUCAGAACACAGUGGAUCUGAUAAUCCAACGCGAGAUUCCAACCUAGAACUUUUCUUUUCCCACUAGAAAAAUGUUUAAGAUUAAAACCUUUCACUGCAGCUUCCUGUGAGGAAAGCCAGGCAAUUUAUUUUCCAAUUAUUUUGCCAAUUGCUGGACCAAUGGCAACACAUGUGCCAAAAUUAUUAGACACUUACCUAUCAUUAUUAUGUUCAGUAUUUUAUCUUUACAAAUUGAUCAUUUAUGAGAUUGACAUUUAUGUAGUGACUUUACAUCCUGUCAACUAGAGGCUGUGAAAUGGCAGGUCAUUUGGUGCAAACAUUUAAUUAUUAUAUAUUCUUAAUUAUAAUAUAAUUAUAUUAUAAUUUAAUAUAAUUAUAUAUACACACUAUAUAUAUAUAAUAUAUAUCAUUCAUUCUCAGAGUUGGUUAAUCAUUAGCUCCCUUAGCACCAAAAGCACACAUGGUCUUUAGAUAUUGCACCACCAUAAAACACUGCCUCAAUCUUGUAUAUGCCUUUUUUGUAAAAAGCAAAAAUACAUCAACAAAUGCAGCAAAUUAUGUACUGAGAAAUUUACAGCUAUUUUCUUAUUAAUUAAUAUCUGAAAGAGAAUUUGGACAAGAAAGGGGGUUCAACAAAUAAUGUUAUCUAUUUCAUGAAAACCAAUCAAAAAUAUUGGAAUUCCAAGAUGUUUGUAUACCUGGUUAAACAAUAUCAAAAAGUGUCCUCCUGGCUAUUCUAUUGCUUUCUUUUAUAAGAAAUACUUAAAAGUAGAAAUGAAGUCAGGACAGGAGCAAGUUGAAUUUCACUUACCAUAAA
This is a messenger RNA of Chiloscyllium plagiosum (whitespotted bambooshark), 5520 nucleotides long. RefSeq names its product leucine rich repeat containing 7 (gene lrrc7). Gene Ontology annotation, biological process: neurotransmitter receptor transport, endosome to postsynaptic membrane; establishment or maintenance of epithelial cell apical/basal polarity; neurotransmitter receptor transport postsynaptic membrane to endosome. The record is from RefSeq and is a predicted model, not a curated record. Lineage: Eukaryota; Metazoa; Chordata; Chondrichthyes; Orectolobiformes; Hemiscylliidae. Gene Ontology annotation, molecular function: protein kinase binding. Gene Ontology annotation, cellular component: postsynaptic density; basolateral plasma membrane; adherens junction.